AUGUCGACUACAACGGAGACAUCAACAGCCACUAACACGCCUAAAGGCCGAACUAAGCCCCCAAGUCUUUUGGCGUGUAUUGCUUGCCGAAAAUCCCAUCUAAAGUGCAAUGGCAACAAGCCAAUCUGCGCCCGAUGCGCAGAUCGCAACGGGGAAUGUAUCUGGAUGGAUUCCCGAAGAGGAUACCGGGAAUUCAGAAAGAACCAACCCUCACCUGAAGAAAAGCGCGAGGAGAGGUCCGCCAGAAAUGAUGCCAUAUUCGACGAAUCGCAGGGCUGCGAGCCUCAACUCAUCUUUCUAGGCGUCGACGAGGCUGACCCUCCUGAAAUUACCCCACUCUGCUACGACGACCUCUUCGCAGGCAUAGACCCUAUCUUCUCGACGAUGCCGAUGGAAUUACAAUCAGUACUCCCCAAAGGCAUUCCCAGCCCUAACGGUAGUGAUUCAACCCUGUCGAUCCCCCGCGAGUCCCAUCCAACAGAAUCAGGAAAAGGAGAUGACUUGAUAGAUCUCUUUUACAAAUACUUCUAUCAUGCUCACCCCUUCGUUGUCCCACGCCAAAAGUAUCUGGAGAACCCAUCCUGUCUGCCCAAGCCAUUGAAGGCGGUCCUCCAACACCUCGCCAGCCAUUAUGUCCCUGACGCGAACCACGUCGCGCUCGAGAAAUCGGCCAAAGUCAUCUUCUCCAAUGAAGUUCCCGACGAUGGCUUCAAGGUCCAAGGUCUUCUCCUCUACGGCAUGACGUCCUUUGCACGCUUUGACCAAGAAGAAGGCGCCCAAGCCCUGGGGCAAGCCUUCGAGAUUGCUUUGAGGAUCGGCAUGAAUCGACAGAGCUUUGCCAUCCAGCAUGGCCGAGAUGACCCGACACUGCAAGAAUCCUGGCGGCGGACAUGGUGGACUCUGAUGAUCCUCGAAGGUGUCAUCGUGGUGAUCGGCGGCCAGUCACAACCGUACAGACUGUUCUCGACGUACACUGACGUUCCUCUGCCCGGGCACGACGAAGACUACAACGAACUCCGCGCCUCUCCUCUUCCUCGCACCCUCGCCGACCUCCGCAAUCGAACAUUCUCCGAAGACACAUUCGCGUACUCGUCAUUCGCAUACGCCAUCGAGGCAGCAUACAUCCUCGGCUCGGUCCUGGCACUGGGUCCAGACACCUUCGCCGUGACGGACCCUCAAGUCGAGGCCAUCGACGCCAGCAUCACCAACUUCUUCCUGUCCUUACCGCAAGACAAGCGCGAAGUCAUCCGGCAAGACGGCCAUGUCGACCAAUGUUUGGCAGUGACCCACCUCAUCAUCAACUGGGCCGCCAUCAGCCUGCACCGCCCACGCUCCACCCUGACAUUCAUCCGCAACCACUACCGCACGACAUGCACUCGAGCCGAAGCAGCAGGUCUCCCGGCCCUAGCAUAUUCCUCACACACCGCCAAGGCUCUCCGCGCCGCAAACAACAUCAUCAACCUGGCGACCGUUCAGCAGUCCAUGGCUUACGCGGCACCGAUACUGAUGUGCGGCAUCACGACCGCUGCGACCGUCCAUCUUCCGGCAUACGCCAUGGUUGACCGGCCUGACCAAGCCGCCGCGAUCAAGGAGCGCUUGCAAGUCGGCAUCUCUGCGCUCGGCGCCUUCGGAGAGAUCUGGCCUCGCGCACUGAUCGCGAAGGGUCAAGUCGCCAAGUUUGCGCGCGAAGUGCUUGCCAAGCCUAGUGUCUGCACUGACGGUAUAAUGCCGAGCACGAUUCCAAGGAUCGUGCCGGAAGCGACGCCGCAGUUGCAGUACGACAUGCCGUUCAACAGUGACUUGUGGAUGGACAAUUUGAUCGAGGCGGAGCAGACUGUUGAUGAUUGUGGCGGUGUGUGCAAUGUCUUUGAUGGUUUCACGAUGCCGUCGCUUGAGGAUCCUGUUGCUAUGACGCAGACACAGGACACUGCUGCUGUUGUGUGA
Molecule: messenger RNA, 1944 nt
Organism: Exophiala viscosa
Lineage: Eukaryota; Fungi; Ascomycota; Eurotiomycetes; Chaetothyriales; Herpotrichiellaceae
Exons: 1
Coding region: 1-1944 (647 amino acids)
Biological process (GO): DNA-templated transcription; regulation of DNA-templated transcription
Molecular function (GO): DNA-binding transcription factor activity, RNA polymerase II-specific; DNA binding; zinc ion binding
Source: RefSeq, a predicted model, not a curated record